AUGUGCGAUACUUCCCCCAUACCCCGCCUCACCAGCUGGGCCGACGACGACGAUGAUUUUGACCUGGAGACAUGGCGAGCAGGCUACAACGAGAAAGCCCCGACACCAGCUGCCGUCGAAGAGUCAGCCCCUUCUCAGCCUGCCCGCACUUUUGAUUGGUCCGAAGACGACGAGGACGAUUUCGACGUCGAGCAAUGGCGGGCGAACUUUGAGAAGAAACAAAAGAACGAGUCGAUGGAAACCGAGCAGUCCGAACCCUAUUCACUAGGCGAACAUGACGUUGCCGACGGACCUGCGGCCAUGCCCGAGGACAUAUAUCGUCCGACACAACCGACUGACGAUUCCGCUCCCGCGGACACCGCUGAAACAGCGACUCGUCUUGCCCAAGAGGCUUUGAAUGAUCUCACCUGCUAUGCCAAUAUGGCAGAAGAGGAAGAGGUUUGCGGCAGCUAUACCAAGGGCUACCUAUCAGCAUCCGAAUACAACGACAACGGCCUGUCUGAGUCGAUCUCAGCCGCAAUGUUUCGCGCCGUCGCAGGCACCGGGAACGGCUACCAUCUCCGUCCCACAGGCACGUGCGAGCCAGAACCGGAACCAGAGCAGGACGACUCGCCCAUGGCCCGAUGGUGCCGACGAAACGGCGUAGCCGUGCCAAACCAGACCUCAGAGGUCGAUCCUUUCGCAGGCAUCAGUCCACUCGAAGACGAAACUGAUGACCAGUCAGAAACUGAUGACCAGUCAGAAACUGAUGACCAGUCAGUCUGCAGUACGGAAUCCAAUUAUUCCAUCAACUCGCUCCCUGGAGAUAGAUCGCUAUAUCUUUCUCCGGAACCGUCAGAUUGGCCAUGGCCAGAGAGGUACUACAAGUUGACUGUUCCCUACAUGAACACGGCCAUGAGGGAGUACUCGUCAGGAAAGCCUUCGUAUCCCGAGCUAAGUGUAUCUGAUAAUCCUUGGGAGCGAAGGAGUUACACACAGACUUUCCGGCAAAUCAAGUACUCUUACAAUGUGCGUUGGGGACCGAAGGAUACCUUCCUUUUCCAACGUUCCUUGCUCUCUAACAUGGAGACUUGCGACAACACAGAUGCUCCAUCAUCUGAGGAUUCUCCGGCUACGGCAUUGGCAGAAGAGACCAUAGCAGACGCAGUCGCUCCCGAGCCCGCUGCCCUAAGUGGAAUUUCUGAUGAGGCCUCUGAGGACGUUGUCAACAACGAGGAUAUUGAUGGCGGUUGCUCAGUCGCCGCGCUGACUCUCGAAGAUGGAAAUCAAGAUGGCAAUCCUGUGAUCCACGCAUUCGAAUCAGACACCACUGUCGAUACUGAUGGUGUAGAAGAGACCUCAGGAUACGAUUCGGAUGAUUUCGUCGACGACGAGGACUUCUACGACGAUCCAGCAAUGGGUUCUUCACGAUCUGACAGCGGGAUGGACGAAAUCGAGAUCCGAACCCGGAACAGCGACGUCAUCGCAUCUUUUCCGGAGAGCAAACUCGCUGAUGCUUUGGACCUGGCGAUUUGCAAGCCGGUAGAAGUAUCUUCAGAGCUUCCACCUGGUCUGUUCCUUAUUUCAUCUCUGCAGGAACAGGAUAUUGAAGAGUCUACUGCUAUCUCAGAUGCUUCGUCUUCGGGUUUCACCAUGCAAGAUGAGGAGACUUCAUCAGAAGAAGGUGAAGUCGUGACCCCACCCACCGAGCAGAGCAGCGACGAGAACGAUAUGGCAGUCGUUCUUCAUGAUGCCGAAGAUUAUGCCAAAUAUCUUCUUACACCGGAGAUCAUGGAGCUCUUGAAAGAGAUGAAGCAGAGGCCGGUCACUUCGCAAGUCGAGCACAGCUUUUCGGAAUCGCCUGUCGUUGAAGAAAUUGUCAACAUGGACAUUGCCGAAUUCGAGCAGGAGAGCAAUGAAGGCAGCAUGGCUAUGGUUCUCUAUAGCCCAUGGGACUUUGACAAGAUGUUCCUCUCAUCAGCUCUGAUCAAGGUUUUGCAGAAGAUGAAGCAGAGCGCAACCACCCCUCAGCUCAAGACAGAGGAUUCACUUCUUCUCGAGGACACAAAAGGUGAUAUCAGCCCUAUCACCAUCGGACACGAUCUUCACAGCGAGACAGGAAAAUCGCUCGUCCUUUACCAACCACAGGACACCCAAAAGCUCCUCCACACACCCAAUCUCACUACCCUCCUCGAAGAAAUGAAGCAAUCUUCCAUCUCCCCUUACCAACCGCCUCCACCUUACUCUCUCGCCAUAGCGACCGCGCCGCUCAGGAUCUAUCACCCCAUGGCCAUCAUCCGGGAAGCAAAGAACAGCCCCGUCACAGCUGUUCCAUCCCCCGAAACACAAAAGACCCGCAUGAAAGAAAAUGCAGAGUCUAACAUCCCUUCGAGCACGAAAGAAGUCGCCGAAGAUGAAGAGAAAGGCUGGUUACAAACUUUAUUCUCUAUGCCAUCGGCGGAGACAGCGGCAACGGCUAUCAAAGUCGGAAUGGCGGUCGCUGGGCUGGCUAUAGGCGCUGCUGCGAUUUUUGGACGGCGACGGUAGUCGCU
Periconia digitata is the source of this 2531-nucleotide messenger RNA. Lineage: Eukaryota; Fungi; Ascomycota; Dothideomycetes; Pleosporales; Periconiaceae. The record is from the annotation of a GenBank genome assembly.